Molecule: messenger RNA, 3839 nt
Organism: Etheostoma cragini (Arkansas darter)
Lineage: Eukaryota; Metazoa; Chordata; Actinopteri; Perciformes; Percidae
Exons: 8
Coding region: 459-1301 (280 amino acids)
Source: RefSeq, a predicted model, not a curated record
GUCAAACAGCUGGAUACUCUGGAGUGUCUCGUGGCGGCGAUGCAACGAGACCGUCUGCGUGUGAGAACUCUCCAAAUCAAAAGAAAAAACGGCUAACGGUACCUCUGUUCCGCGGAAAAGAAAAUUUGAUAAAGAAAUAAGGUUUCACCGUGUCCUGCGGGUGUGGAAUAGUUUUGAAAUAACGGUAACGUUACCAGAGUUGUGGAGGAAAGGUCGGCGUAUUCAGAGGUAUCGACAAAAGAUUAAACUGGCUAGCUAGACAGAAGGUAAAAGGACACAUCUGUCCUUGCCAGUGUCCCAUGUGUAGGCCUACUUGCCUCCAUCUUCAAGAAAAUGAAUCUGUCGGUGACAAUGCAGAUGUCAGUCCCACUCAGUUAAAUGUUAAUACUACUUGAGCAGAUAUUGCUCGGCUGGCCGAAGAGGAAAAAGAAGAAAGGGGUUGCUCAAGGUGCUGGAACAUGUCUCCCUGGAUGGUACUGCCUGUUAGCCUCCCAGUUUUGACCAUUACUGGGAUAUGGGUUGUGUACGCCAUGGCCCUGUACAAUCAACAUGUCUGCCCUGUGGACAACUGGUUGUACAACCAGUCAUGUGAAGAAGAUCUGUAUUUGCAGAGUGGGCCAACCUUGUGCUGCACUCUAGACAAUGUUCCGCUCAUCAGUAAAUGUGGGACUCUUCCUCCUGAGAGCUGCUUUUUCAGCCUAAUCUGCAGCACAGGCUCAUUCAUGGUUAUGGUGAUUGUGCUUCUCCGCUAUGCCCACGUCAUUGAGAAGCACGAAAAUUGUGUUCUUAACACGGCGAGUCUCUCCACAGGCUGGAUCUGUGCUGCUGGACUCAUCAUGGUGGGCAACUUCCAGGUGGAUAAUGCCAAAGUUCUCCACUAUGUCGGAGCAGGCAUCGCCUUCCCCACCAGUAUGCUGUUUGUGUGCCUGCAGUCAGCACUGACUUACCGACUGGCCAAGACUCAGGGGGAGUACAACAUGGCCCACCUCCGGCUCUGCAUGACCCUGCUGGCCUUCGGAGCCUUGGUGCUCAGUGGUGUAUUUUUCUGUCAGGAAAGUUUCGUCCUUCAACACGCAUCAGCAAUUUUUGAAUGGGUGUUCUGCGUCAUCAUCAUGCUGUUUUACGGAACAUUUGCCUUGGAAUUUGCCGGCAUGUCAUCAGAUACCAUGGUGGUGCUGGCUAGAGGGAACCUGGGACUUGCAGGGAGAGAACACAAGGUGGACACACUUGGAUCACUGGGAGGGCCCAUUCCACACUCACAGGCACAUCCUCACCAACCUGAAAACAUGUCCAUACUGUAACCUGCUGGCACAUCUUGAUGACACACAGCUGGCUUGUUUUAUUCCUUUCAAGCUCUGGUUGUGGACUUAGUUUACUUAUAUAUUUCAAGCAUUCAUCUGAAGCUUUGAAACAAACCAGGCCAGUGCAGUUACCACUCAUGGCAGAGUGACUUCUACUAUUUGAGCCCCGGGGUGUAGACCUGCUGCCACAGUGGAGAGCUUAGCUUGUAUUGUGCUCCCAUCAGAGCUCAGUGUCUCUCAAUAGCUUUGUUUGUAUUUUGUACAUUGCACAAGCGAGAAACCAAACAGCUCAGUCCUGUGACCAGCAGAGGAGUAGUUUAUUACUCAGAUCAAGAAAAUGUACGUCCCUACUAAGAUGCUGUAACCUGUUUAAAUAAGUGGCCUUGGACCAUUUAGACUUUAGAUGACUGCCACAAUGCUUUUAUUGUACUAAUAGUAGUGAGGGCUGCUGGACAGCCAAGCUGACAGUAUUAUAGUGGUAAGAAAAGCAGAGGGAGAGAGAGAAAAAGAGAAGAUGGUGUGUAAAUGUUACAGUGGAAGCAAGGUCAUGCUUGUUUUCCAACUAGAGAAUGGAUGAAUGCAAUAAAUUCAAAGAAGUCGCGUAGUAAAAGAAUAGUAUAUAAAUGUUUUUGUCUAUCCUGGCGACGGAACCAAGCAGUCGUCCGCAUUUUAUAAUAAUUUAAACCAGCAUUAAGCUGUAUAUUUCAUAUAACAAAUUAAAACAAUUGUAAUGUCAAAGAGUCCUUCAUAGUACUGAAUCCCCUGAGAGGUAAUCAAAGAAAGUAAAUGGAUUCAAUUAUAUUAAUUACAAUAUUUUCUUUUAUGGAAUUAACACCCUACUCCACAUAGAUGUUAGCUGCUUUAAGCUUACUUUAGGUUAUCAGCCUGCAUACUUGGUCAUGCUGACUGUACGCUAACUUCUAUCCAAAGUAAGUCAACCAUUUGGCGAGCUGGAGACACAGAUAUUCUACUCAGGAUUUGGUUAAUCAAGGCUAGAAGAAAAAGUGAAUACAGCACUUGUGUUUUUCAGGUGACCUUUGGGAUGAUAAUAUUCCCCUGUGUCUGCUGAAUGUGUGAGUACGCACAGACGUUAGCCAUAACAACUUAUGUCAGUUUGGUUUGUGGUUAAAAAAUUGCUUAACACAGCUUUAAAAUAUGCAUCACCAACAACUUUGUUUGAACAGUAGAAUUAAAGUAUCAAUGGAGCACACGUUGUCUUUUUGUGUCGGAAAGCUUUUGGUUACGUGCCAUAUCAUUAUUUGAACCGCACACAGAACAAACAGUAGACCUAGUGCCUCAUUAAGUCAAGCCUUUGUGACGGAGUCUGAAAAAAUAUGUCCUUCCCUCUCGUUGUUACUAUAUCAACCUUAAACCUCAAAUUGAUUCAACUUAUGAAAGAGAGAUGAUACAGUGUCCAGAGGCUAAAUGCUUACAGUACCAGCUAAUUCAAGCCAGAGCAGUGGGUUUAUUGAGUUUGGUGAGGAGGCACACAUGUGUUUUCAGGUCCUAUGGACGUAGUUCUGCAUCUCAUUACUCCCCAACAAGGAGCAGAACCAUGCUGUCAUUGCUUUACCUAGUAACUCUUUCUUUAAACUCUCCAUAGUUGGGAGUUUUUACAGCAUGUCUAGCUGGUGUAGUGGAACAAGGAAAAAACGAUUUGUAAAGUAAGAGAUUAAUGAGAUGCAGUAUCCUGCCUCUGUGUUACUGUACAGCAGAAUACGCCAAACAUUAGUUUGCCUGUGGUAACGGUGCUGAAACACAAAAGGCCUUCUCCUGUAAUUUCUGCUGAGGUUAGCUCUGUUUAUGAGCUUGAGACUAGGGCCAAUGUCAGCAUCAUUGACUGCUAAUAGUGGAGGAACAGGGACAGAAGGCUGCAUGCACGCUUGUGAGUGCCAGGAAUGCCAAAGCCGAUAUUUGGCACAACCCAUUCAUUUACAUUGAAAAAUGCUCCUGGCUAAUAGCUACACUAACUUGAUAUUUUGAUAUCUAUCAGUUUAGUUUUUUAUUUUAUUUUAGCCUCAUGGUCUUUUUCUUACAGUUGUCCCUCCUAUAUUGACUUUCUCUGACAUUCUGUGCUGUGUUGUAAUACAGAGUUGUGCCAGAAUUACGGUUUAUAUUUUGUUGGAAAUUUUUAACAUCUCAGUUUAAUAUUACCGCACUUUGAGCUCUGUGGUGAAACCCAGAGCAAGCAGAGGGUUUACAAUAGUAAUAGUCUUGUUAGUAGGCUUUUACUCAGUAAAAAUAUCACUUCAUCAUACCACAAAGGGCCACAUGAUGGGCAGAGGUUAUGUUCUUGCCAGUAUUUUGGGUAGUUGCUCAAAAGCUAAUUGUUCAUUAACAGCUUUACAAUUUGUUACAGAAGGACUGAAAUGUAGUAAUUUACCAUAUACUGAAUGUAUGAAUACUAAAGUGGAAAAGCUUGUUCAUGCUGUUCAACAGUCAAAACAACACCAGACCCACCUCUGAUCCCUUGCUUCUCCCUACUGGUCAAACGGCUCAUUGCAUGUAAAGUUCGUUGGAAUCAGAGCUGUAAUGUUG